Molecule: messenger RNA, 6377 nt
Organism: Brienomyrus brachyistius
Lineage: Eukaryota; Metazoa; Chordata; Actinopteri; Osteoglossiformes; Mormyridae
Product: AT-rich interactive domain-containing protein 1B-like
Exons: 17
Coding region: 285-5045 (1586 amino acids)
Biological process (GO): regulation of transcription by RNA polymerase II; positive regulation of DNA-templated transcription; chromatin remodeling
Cellular component (GO): brahma complex; nBAF complex; nucleoplasm
Molecular function (GO): nucleosome binding; DNA binding
Source: RefSeq, a predicted model, not a curated record
AUCUCUGUGCCCACCUCCCUCUGUUGCAGGACCUGUCGGGCUCCAUCGACGACCUGCCCACGGGGACGGAGGCUGGUCUGGGCUCAGCGGCCAGCGCCUCAGGCUCCUCCAGCAGCCAGGGCGAGCAGAGCAAUCCAGCACCGUCGCCAUUCUCUCCCCGCACUUCCUCGCCGCACCUUCCUGGGGCACGUGGAGCGCCCUCGCCCUCUCCCGUGGGAUCCCCCGUCGGCUCCAACCAGUCCCGCUCGGGGCCAAUCUCCCCUGCCAGUGUCCCAGGCACCCAGAUGGCCCCACAGACCCCCGGGACCAUGUCGGACGUGGGCCCCCACGCUGCUCUGAGCCAGUCACCCAUGUCGCAGGAGAGGGGGUUCAUUCCUGGCAUGCAGAGGAACCCAGUCGUGUCCCAGUUUGGCACUCAGUCGUCCGGUCCAUCCAUGUCUCCUCACCCUUCACCAGGAACCCAGAUGCAUCAUGGGAUGGGCUCCUAUCCCCAGAGUGGCUCGGGCAGCUCCUACGGAUCUCAGAGCGGCCAGUACGGACCCCAGGGUAACUACCCCCGGCCCCCCAACUAUGGAGGCACCCCCAGCGGUAGCUACAGUGGCCCAGGCCCCGGCAUGACCAACAGCUUGGGCCUGAACGCCAACAGCCCCAUGCACGGCCAGGGUCCUGGGCAGACAUGCAGCUCCGGGCCAGUGGGUCGCAGCCCUGGGCCCGGUCCCGCAGUAGGUGGGCGACCGUACUCCGGCACCAUGAGCGGGGCGGCCCCUGGCUCACCCAGCGUGCCCCAACCGACCGGCCCCGGCAUGGGCCCGCCUGUUGCCAACAUCAGCCGCAAGGCUCCAGAGGUCGGCGGCACAGCCAGCUCCGCCCAGGGCAGGCAGGGAAGCUACCCUGGCACGAACCACAUGGGGAUGAUGGGGGCCAACUCGCCAUACAGCCAGCUGGCAGGGAACAGCUCUGGGGUGAUGACAUCACAGGCGCCGCCCUUCAGUGUUCCGCCCACAGGGGGUGCUGGUGAGAACAUGAUGGCUGCUGACCCAAAGCAGAAAACUGACAACAAGGAGGAGAGCGUUCCACCUACAGAGACUGCCAAAGCUAAGGAUGGAUACAGCUCUCAGUGUAUAUCUCAGCCCCCGACGCCUGGUGCCCUGCCCGUCCCCUCCCCGCUGUCCCCCAGCCCUGCUAGUCUGUCCUCCUACCACGGCGAUGACAGCGAUAGCAUCAGCAGCCCUGCCUGGCCAAAGACGCCAUCCAGCCCUAAGUCCAACUCCUCGACCAUGACCGGCGAGAAGAUCGGCCGGCUGUACGACAUGGGCGGCGAGCCGGAAAGGAAGCUCUGGGUGGAGCAAUACCUCUCCUUCAUGGAGGAGCGUGGCACACCUGUGCCAAACCUGCCCGCCGUGGGCAAGAAGCCCCUGGACCUCUGCAAGCUCUACAUGACGGUCAAGGAGAUGGGCGGCCUGGCCAUGGUGAACAAAAAUAAGAAGUGGAGGGAGCUGGCGGGGGCCCUCAGCAUGGGCACGUCCAGCAGCGCCGCCAGCUCACUGAAGAAGCAGUACAUCCAGUAUCUGUUCGCCUUCGAGUGCAAGGUGGAGCGCGGCGAGGAGCCCCCCCCGGAGGUCUUCGCCAUGGCCGACGGCAAGAAGCAGACCAAGAUCCAGCCGCCGUCGCCCGCCAACUCUGGCUCCCUUCAGGGCCCCCAGACUCCACAGUCAACAGGGAGCAGUUCCAUGGCCGAGAUGCCAGGAGACCUGAAGCCCCCCACCCCGGCAGGCACGCCUCACAGUCAGGUCACCCCGCUGCAGGGCAGCAGGAACAGCACUGUCAGCGUGCAAGACCCCUUCUCAGAGGUCAGUGACCCCGCCUUCCAGAAGCGCAACUCCUCGACCCCUGGCGCCCCCUACCCACAGGGCACCAACAUGUCGGACGUCAUGAUGCGGAUGCAGUUCGAGGCCAACAAGGACCCGUUCACGGGCAUGAGGAAGGUAGCGGGCGCAGAACCAUUCAUGUCGGCACAGAUGCCCGGUAGCGGCAUGCAGGACAUGUACAGCCGAGCGCCAUCCAGUGCCAUGGCCGGCCUUGGCAUGGGCCAGCGUCCGCAGUACCCCUAUGGGGCCGGAUACGACCGGAGAUCAGACCAUGUGAUGGGCAUGGAGGGUAACAUGGGACCCCCCGGGAACCAAGGCAACAUGGUACCUUCCAACAGUGACCCCAGCAUGUAUUCUCCCAACCGAUACCCCUCUCAGUCGAGGCACGAAGGCUACAGCCAGCAGUACGGCGGCAUGCCCUACGGCGGGCACCCCCCUGGAAUGUUCCCCCAGCAGCAGAGCUAUAAGCGGCCGAUGGAGAGGAUGUACAGCGGCCCACCAGCCAAGCGACACGAGAGUGAUGUGUACGGGGUGCCCUACAGCGGCCAGCAGCCCGACAUCUAUGGGCAGUACGGAGGCAGCUACUCGGGCCCCGAGCGGCGCCCCCCACAGGGCCAGUUUCCAUACUCAUACGGCCGCGAGCGCAUGGCUGGUCCAGGCCAGGGCCCCCCACAGCAGCCCCCACAGCACGGAAUGUCUCCUCAGAUGAUGGGCGGGGGCGGCUCGGUCGAGGGACCCCAGGCCAACAUGUGGCCCCCCCGGACAGACAUGCCCUACCCGUACCCCAACCGGCCAAGCCAAGGGCCGCCUUCGCAGGUACCUCCAUACCCCGGCAUGGGGAGGGGAGACGACAUGGACAGUCGGUCCGGGCAGGAUGGACCGUGGCCUGGUCACGGGGGCCAGCGGCAGUCCUCCUUCUUACCGCCCUCCACGGGGUCCAUGCCCCCCAUGAGCGGCAGGCCCCCGCCAUCCAGCCCAGCCAUGCCCAACCACAUCUCCCGGGCACCCAGCCCCGCUUCCUUCCAGCGCUCCCUGGAGGCCCACAUGUCACCCAACAAAGCAGCCUACAUGUCCUCCAUGAAGAUGCCCAAAGUGGGCAUGCCCGUGCCUGGCCAGCAGGGCGGCCCUCUCCCAGGCCAGGGCCCUCCACACAACAGGCGGGACCUGCACUUUCCUUCAGGGUCCAUAGAGGGCACCAUGCCUGUUCUCAAGCCGCGACGAAAACUUACCUCAAAAGACACUGGAACUCCAGAGGCAUGGCGGGUCAUGAUGUCGCUCAGGUCAGGCCUGCUGGCGGAGAGCACCUGGGCGCUGGACACCAUCAACGUGCUGCUCUAUGACGACAGCACCGUGGGCUCCUUCACGCUCUCGCAGCUGCCUGGCUUCCUGGAGCUCGUGGUGGAGUACUUCAGGAGGUGUCUCAUCGAGAUCUUCGGGAUUCUUAGAGAGUAUGAGGUUGGAGCCGAGGGCCAGAAGACGCUCCUGGGACCCGGUGCCGACGAGAAGUCUGAAGAACCUCCUGACUCUGAGGGCGAACCCGAGCCCAAGAUGGAGGAAGGGGAGGGGCUGAGGGAGGAGCAGCAGCCCAGCCAAUCAGAAGAAGCCCUGGCCAAUAAGGAGGAAGCCGCCCCAGAAUUGGAGAAAGAGGCGAUGGUGGAUGGGGUGGCUAAGGAUGCAGACGGCGAGCCGCGGCUGGAGGGCGAGUGGCCUUCAGAGCAACCCAUCCUGGAGCUGGAGCCAGAACCGGAGCCUGAGCCGCGGCCCAAGCAGGCCAGCAAGUACGACAGGUUCCCGGUGAAGGUGCAGAAGAAAGAGGACGACUUUGUGGAGGACUGCUCUGACCGUCUGGGCCAGGUGCAGGAGUUCACCAGCGGGCUGCAGCACUGGCAGGCGGGCGGCGGGGACUCCACGGCGCACAUCCAGAUCCACUUUGAUAGCAAGAGCGAGGGGCCUGCCUGGGGGGUGGUGUGUGGAAGGGAGGCGGGGCCUGGGUCACAAAUGAGGGCGGCCAACAACGAGGAGUGCGGAGAAGAGGCAGUAGAGAGAAGCAUCACCGCCACCGUUGAUGAUGUGCUCUGCGCCAGGCAUGGCAGCCUCUCCGAGGGCGGCUCCUCCCUGGGGGCCCAUGGCGGCUCAUACCCUUUCCGACUGGAUGAGGCCGAGGGUCGUCGUCGCAUCACGGUCCUGGAGGAUGAGCCACGCACCCUGGAUGAGGCACCGCUGUCUACCGCCGCCACCUGGCAAGAUUCCCUGGCCCGCCGCUGUAUCUGCGUCUCCAACAUCGUGCGCAGCCUCUCGUUUGUGCCUGGCAAUGACGCCGAGAUGUCCCGGCACCCCGGCCUGGUGCUGAUCCUGGGUGAGCUGGUGCUGCUGCACCACGAGCACCCUGAACGCAAGAGGCCGCCCCAGACCUACGAGCGGGAGGAGCAGGACCGCGGCCUGGCCUGCAGCCGCGACGAAUGGCGCUGGGACUGCCUGGCUGCACUGCGGGAGAACACCAUGGUGACUCUGGCCAACAUCGCCGGGCAGCUCGACCUGUCCCUCUACCCAGAGAGCAUCUGCCUGCCUAUCCUGGAUGGCCUGCUACACUGGAUGGUGUGCCCCUCGGCUCAGGCCCAGGACCCAUUUCCCGCCGUGGGGCAGCACUCUGCCCUGACACCACAGCGCCUCGUCCUGGAGACCCUGUGCAAGCUGAGCAUCCAGGACAACAACGUGGAUCUCAUGCUGGCCACGCCGCCCUUCAGCCGGCAGGAAAAGCUGUUCGCCACGCUGGUGCGCUAUGUGGGUGAGCGCAAGCAUCAGGUGUACCGGGAGAUGGCGGUGGCCAUCCUCUCCAACCUGGCACAGGGGGACACGCUGGCAGCACGCACCAUCGCCGUACAGAGGGGCAGCAUCGGUAACCUGGUGGGCUUCCUGGAGGAUGGCGUGACCAUGGCACAGUAUCAGCAGAACCAGCACAGCCUACUGCACAUGGGCCACCCACCCAUGGAGCCGCCCAGCACCAACAUGAUGUGCCGGGCCGGCAAGGCCCUGCUGGCCAUGGCCAAGGUGGAGGAGAACCGGCCUGAGUUCGUGCUGUACGAGGGCCGGCUGCUGGACAUCUCCAUCUCCUCUGUGCUGAACUCUGGUGUGGCCUCCCUUAUAUGUGAAGUGCUCUUUCAGAUUGGCCACUUAUGACAAGAGACGCAGAGAUCACAUGCGAUUGGUGGUUUUAUAUUUUUAUUUAAAUGAAAUCAAAUAAAGUUUGUUUUUUUAUAUAUAUAAAUAUAUAUAGUUCCUCUGGCUCAUUAACAUUUUCAUUUUGGAAUUUAAAAAAUAAUUUUAAUACAGAUAUUUAAUACCUGCCGUUCCUGUGUUCUAAGUGUAUUUCUUUGCUUCUUUUAUAUGUAAUUUUUUUUUUCUUUCGUUUAACCAAAGUUGCUGCCAGAUUUUGGAGAGGGUAUCUUUAUUUUUCUUAAUUUGAAAUUAGUUUUCUGAAUGUUCAUAAAUAUCGGUUUUGAUUUAUUUUUGGGAAGCAGAUUUAUUUAAAUUGUGAGAAAUAUUGUAGAUAAGUUAUCUUGCCACGUGCCGAGGAGAAAGGAGGACAAUGAGAACAAAAGGAACCUUGAUCUUACUUUUUUUUUAAAAAGUAAAUAUAUCCAUCUCUGAGAAAAUGAGUUGUGCAAUAGGAUUUAAUGUAAAUCAGCUUGGUAAGUAAGAGAAGUGUCUUUUAACAUGCAAUACAUGAAUUCGACCACAAGAGGGCAGUGUUGCAUCAGCCUGUCUUGGAGAAAAUUGUCCUCAUAAUUUUUGCUUCCUUCAACAGUGACAAAAUCUGGCUUGCUUCCUUAUUUGUUGUCACGGCUACAUCUUGAGUACACUUCCACAAAGGAACAAUUUUGUUUUUGUACUUCUGUUGCAUUUUUUUAUUUUCUAUUUUGCCGGUUGGCCAAUAUGUAUAUAAUGUUGUACAUUGGACACCCCCACAUUUUUACCCCUUAAAUUUUUUUCCCCAGUUCUUUUUCAGAGAUGUGGUACCUACAAAGUGAUGGUAGUUUUUAAUCAUUAUUAUAAUUAUUGUUAAUGUUGUUAUUUAAUAUUAUAAAUAUUUUGUUAUCUGGGUCAUAUCUUCAAGCAAGGUUCAUGUAAAGGUUCCUAUCUGUUUGUUUUAAAAAUAAUUAUAAAAAUUCUCGUAUGCUUUGUUCUGUAGCAGACAGCUGUUCACACCAGUUGCUUCGUUAACCAGAUGUGGAAGUGAUUACAUUCAGAUGGUUACUAGAAAAGGUUACAAAAGAACGAAGAACAGGUUUAAUGGGCUUUUUUUUUCUCCCCACCAGUGAUGCAAAUGGUCAUAUUUGUACUCCAGAAUAAUGUAGUUAAAAAGAAUGACAAACAGCAGAAAAUACCAACAAAGGAUGUAAAUGACACCUUUUUCCUCUGACUCAAUAUCAUUUAUUCAGUAUAAAUCUUUAUACUAUAUGUUCCACAUGUUAAGAAUAAAUGUACAUUAAAUCUUGUUAAGCACUUUGA